Bactrocera neohumeralis is the source of this 1639-nucleotide messenger RNA. Its product is annotated as ELMO domain-containing protein 2. The record is from RefSeq and is a predicted model, not a curated record. Gene Ontology annotation, molecular function: GTPase activator activity. Bases 548 to 1507 code for a protein of 319 amino acids. Lineage: Eukaryota; Metazoa; Arthropoda; Insecta; Diptera; Tephritidae. The transcript is spliced from 2 exons.
AUAGCAUGCAACAUAUAAUUGCAACAGAGUAUAAAUAUCCGAUAAUAAAUGUACCCUGAAAAUUAACUAUCAGUUAUAUAACUUGUAUUUACCCAACACCUCUGGAGUCUCGUUAUUCAUAAUGUCUAGACAUUAUAUACAUACAUAUAUGGUGUAAAUCACUUAUUUUCUGAACUAUAUCGUAUGGCAACGUCAUCAUCAAGCUGAUUUUGACAUUUAUAUAUUUUUAUUUACAUUUGCACUGUAUACAAAAAUAAAUCAUAAUCGCAUCACAUCUUAAAAUUGCACAGAAAUCGACAAAGAAAUAAAAGUAAGGGCCUGAAAGCUACGAACGCAUAGUAAUAAUUAUUAAUCUACAUACGUGGCUCCAGUGCAAAUACCACAUAAGAAGGGCAAAGCAGACAGUGCACAGUAAUCGCUAGAUCGAUAGCAAAGUUUCCAUGACAGCAGAGCCAUAACACUGCCGUAGUUUUGCAGAUUUUUUUUAUAACAAAACAGCAAGCAAAUUCACAAAUAGAUACACAACACCUACGCUUACGGCAUAAAAAUGUUUUUGUUCGACUGGAUGCUGCAACGUAUUUUGCCAGUGAUCUUCCUUUAUCUAAGGCCGUUCAUUAAAUGGUUUUUGCACACAUUCACGAGACUAUGUGAGCUGCAACGCAUUGUAUAUGGUGCACAAGCCGGUGCAAGUCGCACACGUCAAGUUGAACGGUCGUUAAUGCUAUCACAAAAUGUCGAUAUACAGCAAUUACUGCGCGAAUUGGAUACUGCAGUAGAGACAUGUAGUGAAGAUGAACUACGCCAAUUACCUGUACGCGCUGUUAGUGUAGUACAACGCGUAAAGCGCAUAAAAUCAAAAAUCCAUCCUGACUUUGCGCCUCUCUUUGGCACUUGUGUACUGCACAUAUGGAGUUAUCGACAUCUGCUACAUCAGGUAGAACAGUUACGUGCAGAGCCAUACGAUGCAAAUAACUUGGAUCACGAACAGAAGUUAUUAGAAUUGUGGAACCGUUUGAUGCCAGAAGAACCACUCGAAGGACGCAUCACAAAGCAAUGGCAGGAUAUUGGCUUUCAGGGUGACGAUCCCAAAACGGACUUUCGUGGUAUGGGUGUACUUGGUUUGGAAAAUCUUCUCUUCUUCUCACGUGAAUACCGUGACGCAGCACAUCACGUCCUGUUACAUUCGAAACAUCCUGUAUAUGGUUAUACAUUCGCCAUAGUGGGUAUUAAUCUCACCGCGAUGGCAUAUCGCUUGCUCAAGUCUGGUGAUGCUAAAGUACAUUUCUAUAAUGUGGCGAAUUCACUUAAUCAGGCCUGCUCGCUUAUACAUUUUCAUAAAUUUUACUGCUAUUUACUUUUCGAAUUCGACCGGUUCUGGUUAGAAUCGGAACCAACGAAUAUAAUGGAUUUCCGUGAAAUAUAUCAACGCUUUGAAAUAUUAAUCAUGGAAGCUUUACAUAAUGACAAAACACUAUUCAAAACGAAUCUCGUAGUGGAGGAUGUUUAAAAGGUGAGACAACAACGUUUUAGCUAAUAACUAUAUAAAAUCUACAAUGUACAAUUUAAAAGAAUGUAUGUAAAAAUAAGUAAAAUUCUAGCACUAUUAAUUAAAUAUAAUUGAAUAAAUGUUUAAAUGCAA